This is a messenger RNA of Scleropages formosus (Asian bonytongue), 1803 nucleotides long. RefSeq names its product argininosuccinate lyase (gene asl). Gene Ontology annotation, cellular component: cytosol. Lineage: Eukaryota; Metazoa; Chordata; Actinopteri; Osteoglossiformes; Osteoglossidae. The record is from RefSeq and is a predicted model, not a curated record. Bases 386 to 1783 code for a protein of 465 amino acids. Gene Ontology annotation, molecular function: argininosuccinate lyase activity. The transcript has 16 exons.
UUUUUUUUUUUUUUUUUUUGACGUGAUCGAGCUUACAUUAUGCCAUGAUUCAUGGUGUGUGUGCUGCUUCGAGCACAACCGUGCAGGGUUUGUCUCGUCAUCGCCUUGGAGUGGCGGGCAGGGAGCCGUCGGUGGAACCUGCUGCUCGAUUCCUUAAUGUUUUCAGCAAAAGAUCGAAAUAUUAGUGCAAGUCUUUCGUAGUUGUACCUAAAUUGUAAAAUUAAUCUUAGCAUGUUUUAGUCAGAGACAGCAGUUCGGUUCGUAUCGUAAUCGUUCUGAAGCGCUCGCUUACGUUAACCAUACAUGAUAAACCCGCCGUCUGUUGUGCUUUUUCAAGAAUUCAUUUCAAUUUGAUACUACUACAGUAACUUCGGGUCUCGGUGCCAUGGCAGCUCCGGAGGGAAACAAGCUGUGGGGCGGCAGGUUUGUGGGGAGCACAGACCCGAUUAUGGAGAAGUUCAACGCCUCGAUCGGGUACGACCGGCGCCUGUGGGACGCCGACAUUCGGGGCAGUAAGGCGUACGUAAAGGCGCUGCAGAAAGCCGAGCUGGUGAGCAAGGAGGAGAUGGAGCUCAUCAUACAGGGACUGGACACGAUUGCUGCUGAGUGGGCCGCAGGUGCCUUUGAGAUCAAACCUAGCGAUGAGGACAUCCACACAGCCAAUGAGCGGCGGCUGAAGGAACUGAUAGGAGUGGCAUCAGGAAAGCUGCACACUGGCAGGAGUAGGAAUGAUCAAGUGGUUACAGACAUGAGGCUGUGGUUGCGGGAUGCAAUCUCUACUUUGAAGGGGGAUAUCAUGCAGCUCAUCAGCACCAUGGUGGAGAGGGCUGCAGUAGAGAUUGACGUCUUGUUUCCUGGUUACACCCACAUGCAGAGAGCCCAACCAAUUCGAUGGAGUCACUGGAUUCUCAGCUAUACUGUUGCUCUCAGCAGAGACACCGAGCGUUUGGAGGAGAUUCACAAACGGGUGAACGUCUUGCCCCUGGGAAGUGGGGCUAUUGCUGGGAAUCCAUUCAGUAUUGACAGAGAGCUGCUUCGUAGAGAGUUGUCCUUUGAUGACAUCAGCAUAAAUAGUAUGGAUGCCACUGGACAGAGAGAUUUUGUUGCUGAGUUUUUGUUCUGGGCUUCGCUGUGUCUCACACACCUGAGUAGGAUGUCUGAGGAUCUUGUCCUGUACAGCACAAAAGAGUUUUCCUUUGUUAGCAUUUCAGAUGCUUACAGCACUGGCAGCAGCCUGAUGCCCCAGAAGAAGAAUGCAGACAGUCUGGAACUGAUUCGCAGCAAAGCAGGACGUGUAUUUGGUCGGUGUGCAGGAUUCCUUAUGACUUUGAAGGGACUCCCUAGCACAUACAACAAAGACUUGCAGGAGGACAAAGAGGCGAUGUUUGACUGCUAUGACACUGUGCAUGCCAUUCUCCAGGUUGCCACUGGUGUUAUGUCCACACUGUCGAUCAACCCCAAAGUCAUGGAGGGAGCAUUAAGCUCAGACAUGCUGGCCACUGACCUGGCAUAUUACCUGGUUAGGAAAGGGGUGCCAUUCCGAGAGGCUCACAGCUGCUCAGGGAAAGCAGUCUCUCUGGCUGAAUCAAAGAACAUUCCUCUCAACCAGCUGACUAUGGAUGACCUCCACAACACCAGCCCGCUGUUUGACAGCGAUGUGUCCGCAGUGUGGAACUACACCAACAGUGUUGAGCAGUACAACACCCCCGGUGGCACUUCCAAGAGCAGUGUCACUGCCCAGGUCCAGCAGCUGCGAGAGUGGCUCAAGGCCCACAAGAACUGAGUGACUGUUCUACAACCCUU